Pogona vitticeps (central bearded dragon) is the source of this 4152-nucleotide messenger RNA. RefSeq names its product transient receptor potential cation channel subfamily C member 1 (gene TRPC1). Gene Ontology annotation, biological process: calcium ion transmembrane transport; regulation of cytosolic calcium ion concentration. Lineage: Eukaryota; Metazoa; Chordata; Lepidosauria; Squamata; Agamidae. Gene Ontology annotation, cellular component: plasma membrane; cation channel complex. The record is from RefSeq and is a predicted model, not a curated record. Gene Ontology annotation, molecular function: inositol 1,4,5 trisphosphate binding; protein binding; store-operated calcium channel activity.
GGGAGGAGGUCCCUGGGAGAGGCUUCUCCUGAUGGGCCUCAGCCCGGAGAAGCCGGCGCGAUGGCUGCUCUUUACCAGAGCGCCGACCCCUCGGCCUCGGCUUCCCCGAACAAGCUCCUGGCGCUGAAGGACGUGAGGCAGGUGAAGGAGGAGACCACCCUCGACGAGAAGCUUUUUCUGCUGGCUUGCGACAAAGGUGACUAUUACAUGGUGAAGAAACUUUUGGAGGAGAAUAGCUCUGGUGAAAUGAACAUAAAUUGUGUGGAUGUGCUUGGAAGAAAUGCCAUUACCAUAACAAUUGAAAAUGAGAAUCUAGACAUCUUACAGCUUCUCCUGGAUUAUGGGUGUCAGUCUGCAGAUGCACUCUUGGUGGCUAUUGACUCAGAAGUUGUGGGGGCUGUGGAUAUACUACUUAAUCAUCGACCAAAGCGAACCAGUAGACCAACAAUUGUUAAAUUAAUGGAACGUAUUCAGAAUCCAGAAUAUUCAACAACCAUGGAUGUGGCCCCUGUAAUUUUGGCUGCACAUCGAAACAACUAUGAAAUCCUUACUAUGCUGUUAAAACAAGACGUGUCACUACCCAAACCUCAUGCUGUGGGCUGUGAAUGCACUUUAUGUACAGCAAAGAACAAAAAAGAUAGUUUGCGGCACUCCAGAUUCCGACUUGACAUCUACCGAUGUUUGGCUAGUCCUGCCUUAAUAAUGUUAACAGAAGAAGAUCCAAUUCUGAGAGCCUUUGAGCUAAGUGCAGAUUUAAGAGAACUUAGUCUUGUAGAGGUUGAAUUCAGAAACGAUUAUGAAGAGCUAGCCCAGCAGUGUAAAACCUUUGCUAAAGAUUUGCUUGCACAGGCACGGAAUUCUCGGGAGCUUGAAGUUAUAUUGAAUCAUACAGCAAGUGAUGAGCAUGUGGAUAAACGUGGACUGUUAGAAGAGAGAAUGAAUUUGAGUCGCCUAAAGCUUGCUAUUAAGUAUAAUCAAAAGGAGUUUGUUUCUCAGUCUAAUUGCCAGCAAUUUCUCAAUACUGUCUGGUUUGGACAGAUGGCUGGUUACCGUCGCAAGCACACAUUUAAGAAGAUUUUGACAGUCUUGACUGUUGGCAUCUUUUGGCCACUGCUCUCUGUUUGUUAUUUACUAGCGCCAAAAUCUCGAAUAGGUCGAAUAAUUCAUACUCCUUUUAUGAAGUUUAUUAUUCAUGGAGCUUCAUAUUUCACAUUUCUACUGUUACUUAACUUAUACUCAGUUGUGUACAAUGAAGAUAAAAAAAACACAAUGGGACCAGCAUUGGAAAGAAUAGACUACCUUCUUAUCCUUUGGCUUAUCGGAAUGGUAUGGUCAGAUGUGAAAAGACUUUGGUAUGAUGGCUUAGAGGACUUCUUAGAAGAAUCCCGAAAUCAACUUAGUUUUGUCAUGAAUUCACUUUAUUUGGCAACUUUUGCUCUCAAGGUGGUUGCUCAUAAUAAGUUCCAUGAUUUUGCUGAGAGGAAGGAUUGGGACGCCUUCCAUCCAACACUGGUGGCAGAAGGUCUCUUUGCUUUCGCUAAUGUUCUCAGUUAUCUCCGACUUUUCUUCAUGUAUACUACCAGCUCUGUCCUAGGUCCACUUCAGAUUUCCAUGGGGCAAAUGUUGCAAGACUUUGGAAAAUUUCUUGGAAUGUUUCUUCUUGUGUUGUUCUCAUUUACUAUUGGGUUGACCCAACUGUAUGAUAAAGGAUUCCCAGUGAAUGAAGAAAAGGAUUGUGCUGGUAUCUUCUGUGAACGGCAAAGCAACAACACAUUCCACUCGUUUAUUGGAACCUGCUUCGCUCUGUUCUGGUAUAUAUUCUCCCUUGCACACGUAGCCAUAUUUGUUACCAGAUUUAGCUAUGGUGAAGAACUGCAGUCUUUUGUGGGUGCUGUUAUUGUUGGCACAUAUAAUGUUGUAGUAGUGAUUGUCCUUACCAAGCUCCUGGUGGCAAUGCUUCAUAAAAGUUUUCAGUUAAUAGCAAACCAUGAAGAUAAAGAAUGGAAAUUUGCUCGUGCUAAGCUAUGGCUGAGCUAUUUUGAUGACAAAUGUACUCUGCCUCCACCUUUCAAUAUAAUUCCUUCCCCCAAGACUAUAUGCUAUCUAUUUAACAGCCUCAGUAAGUGGAUCUGUUCUCACACCUCAUCAGGUAAAGUCAAGCGACAAAAUAGUUUAAAGGAAUGGAAAAAUCUGAAACAAAAGAGGGAUGAGAAUUACCAAAAGGUGAUGUGCUGCUUAGUUCAUCGGUAUUUAACUUCAAUGAGACAGAGAAUGCAAAGUACUGACCAAGCGACUGUAGAAAACCUGAAUGAACUACGACAAGACUUAUCAAAAUUCCGAAAUGAAAUGAGAGACUUACUUGGGUUCCGGACUUCAAAAUAUGCUAUAUUUUAUCAAAGAAACUAAGAUUUCAAAUAAAAUUUUGAAGUAUUAUCAAUCCAAAAAUUUUUAAAAAGUUUCUUGUUAGUACAUUUUAAAAAUGUGAAUGCUCGAAUUGCAGUGAAUUUCAAUUGUGAAAAAAAAUCCAUACUUUUCUAAAAGCUUUUUAUGAUAUAUGCAGUAUGCUCAACUUGUCUGUAGUCUGCAAAAGAUAAAUAUUCCAUCAAGUAGGUAUUUGACAAGCCUCAGUAACAACCGAGGAUGACUUUUCCCUGCACUAUUCCAUUUUUGAGAAGGACAUGACUGUAUUUCCCCUUCCCCAUCAUAUGGAAGAUAUCACAAAUAACCUUUAAAAGUUUUAAAAAUAAUUUAUAUAUACUGGACUAUUUUAAAAGGGCACAUUUGUGGAAAUGUCAUCCUUAACAUUUCUAAAGGACUACUGGAAGAGAUAGAAAAGUUUAAAAUGUGAAAGGCUUAAUCAUUGUUAAAGUAAUUUAAAUCUUUGACAUUAUUUUGUACUCAGUGUCACUGAAUUAUACCAAAGAUUUUAAUGUUUUAGAACUAAAUUUGUUAUCUCCCCCCCCAUAUAAAAAUGGUGACUGAGUAAAAAAUAUUUAACAGACAAUCUGAAGGUACCACCUCUAACUAAAAUUAAAGUUGUUUUCAAAUGAGUAUUUACAAAGUAUUACACAACAUACUAUAUGCAAUGUCUACAUUAUUUCUAGUAUAUCUUCUGUAGAAGUUAAAUGCCACAUUUAUUCAUUUAUUCUAUUGUAUCAAUUUGAUUUGAAACCAGAGCAUUAGCUAUGGAAAGUAACUAUUACUCUUAAGAAUGUGGGUGAAAUAUAAGCAAUGAUACUAGGCUGCUGUACUGAAAUGUUUCCUUGAAUGGAAAUAUUUUCCUGUUAAGUUUAUAACACAGCAGAGAGAUUAUGAUCUCAACCUAAUUGUGGUUAUAUUUAAGCUCCAUUUAGGAUACAAGAAGUUUGGUCCCAUUGAUUUAACUGAACGCUUGCCAAACCAGGAUUGGCGUGUUUCUCUUUGUAGGCAAUACUCUAUGAAGCUAUCAAUAGUUUUGUAGUCCUACUCCCUAAUGUGAAUGCAUUUCACUUUGUUUUCUUAAUACAUAUACAUGUGUCAAGUGUUAUGUGGUUUAUUUAUAUUGUAAAUUAUGGUAUCUGCAGGUUCAUUCUGCUUGGCAGGUAUGGAGAAUGAGGAGGCCAUGAGUACAGAAUACUUUUGCUAAUGUACAUACAGUAAACAGAAAGACUUCAUUAUGUUAUGUGUGAGAUUUUAGUUCUACAUGUAAGAUGAUGGGUAAAAGUCCAGAUAGUGUUAGGCUUGGUGUACACACUGAGAUCUUUGAUCUUUUAACUAUUAGAAAAGCCCUUAAUCCUCUGCUAUGCUUCACACUGCAAAGAAGGGUGCUUAUAUUUUUGUAUCUGUCUCUAGCAAUGCUGUGCUUAACAUCAUGAUAUGUAAAUGUGUUAUUAGGCAUUGAUGAGUCUGCUAUAGAUAAAAGCUUACAGAAUGUAAGGCUAAAAGGGCCUAAGUAUUCACAACUGAUAACAGUGUCUGAAACAAAGACAGAAUUGCAUUAAAGUCAACAUUCCUCCUUCUGAGCCAAUUUUUGGUAAAACUAUUUGGAGGGGUACUACUAAAUUUUGUGUAUUUUAGAAUAUAUGUAUCACUCAGAUCUGUUUCCAAGAAAAGACGUUGAUUGAAUUCUUAUCACUGGAAAGCAAAUACAAGAUUCUGCUUAAGAUGUCUGAA